Molecule: messenger RNA, 438 nt
Organism: Neoarthrinium moseri
Lineage: Eukaryota; Fungi; Ascomycota; Sordariomycetes; Amphisphaeriales; Apiosporaceae
Exons: 5
Coding region: 1-438 (145 amino acids)
Biological process (GO): actin filament polymerization; Arp2/3 complex-mediated actin nucleation
Cellular component (GO): Arp2/3 protein complex; actin cytoskeleton
Molecular function (GO): actin filament binding
Source: RefSeq, a predicted model, not a curated record
AUGUCCCAAUCCCUCCGCCCCUACCUGCAAUGCGUGCGGAGUAGUCUGACGGCCGCCCUCUGCUUGAACAACUUCGCAUCCCAGACCUCCGAACGUCACAAUGUCCCCGAGAUCGAGGCCCAGACCUCCCCGGAGGUCCUGCUGAACCCCCUGGUCGUCUCGCGAAACGAGAACGAGCGUGUCCUCAUCGAGCCCAGCGUCAACAGCGUGCGCAUAAGCAUCAAGAUCAAGCAGGCAGACGAGAUCGAGAACAUCCUCGGCUACGACAUUUCGUUCCUCAUCACCAACUUCCACACCGAGGAGAUGUUGAAGCACAAGCUAGUAGACUUCAUCAUCCAGUUUAUGGAAGAGGUCGACAAGGAGAUCUCCGAGAUGAAGCUAUUUUUGAAUGCGAGAGCACGUUUCGUGGCCGAGUCCUUCCUCACACCGUUUGAUUAA